Messenger RNA from Staurois parvus, 484 nucleotides. The record is from the annotation of a GenBank genome assembly. NCBI's taxonomy places the organism in Eukaryota, Metazoa, Chordata, Amphibia, Anura, Ranidae.
CAUCAACCCAUCCCUGCCUUUACAUAGGCUAUCCCCCCUCCAGUCCAUCAUGAAUACUGCUGCCAGGCUUAUCCACCUUAUCAGCCGUUCAGUAUCUCUACUACCCUUCUCUCAAUCCCUCCACUGGCCUCCACUCAGUGUCUUCCACCCCUCUCUGCCAACCCCUCCACUGGCCUCCAUUCAGUGUCCUCCCUCUCUCUGCCAAUCCCUCCACUGGCGUUUAUUCAGUGUCAUCCACCCCUCUCUGCCAAUCCCUCCACUGGCCUCCAUUCAGUUUCCUCUAACCCUCUCUGCCAAUCCCUCCACUGGCCUCCAUUCAGUGUCCUCCACCUCUCUCUGCCAAUCCCUCCACUGGCCUCCAUUCAGUGUCCUCCACCUCUCUGCCAAUCCCUCCACUGGCCUCCAUUCAGUGUCCUCCACCCCUCUCUGCCAAUCCCUCCACUGGCCUCCAUUCAGUGUCCUCCACCUCUCUCUGCCAAUCCCU